Messenger RNA from Solea senegalensis (Senegalese sole), 2942 nucleotides. Its product is annotated as tripartite motif-containing protein 67. The transcript is spliced from 12 exons. The record is from RefSeq and is a predicted model, not a curated record. NCBI's taxonomy places the organism in Eukaryota, Metazoa, Chordata, Actinopteri, Pleuronectiformes, Soleidae. Bases 108 to 2465 code for a protein of 785 amino acids. Gene Ontology annotation, molecular function: protein binding; zinc ion binding.
UGCGCGGUGCAGCGCAGGGAGCUGUCCGCGUCAGUCGGUGCUGAAGUCUCCUCGCAGAAGCAUCGUCGCCACCAUCGUCCUCGUCCUCUUCUUCCUCCGCAGCCAGGAUGGAGGAAGAGUUAAAAUGUCCCGUGUGCGGUUCCCUCUUCAAGGACCCGGUGCUGCUGCCCUGCUCCCACAACGUGUGUCUGGCCUGCGCGCGGAACAUCACCGUGCAGACGCCGGACGGCGACACCGCGGUGCAGAGCCGCGCGUCGGGCGGCAGCUCGGACUACGACUACCUGGACAUGGACAAGAUGAGUCUGUACAGUGAGACGGACAGCGGAUACGGCUCCUACACGCCGACGUGCCAGCUCAAGUCGCCGAACGGGGUUCGGGUGUUUCCGCCAGCCAUGGCUCACCGACACUGCUCGCUCACCUGCCCGCUGUGUCACCGGAGCGUCUCCCUGGACGAGCGGGGGCUCCGGGGUUUCCCUCGGAACCGGCUGCUGGAGGCCAUCGUGACGCGGUACCAGCAGAACCGCGCCGCCUCCGCGUCCUCUUCAUCCUCAUCUUCAUCCUCCUCCUCUUCCUCAGCAGCGGUGAAGUGCCAGCUGUGUGACCGCAACCCGGUGGACGCGGCGGUGAUGUGCGAGCAGUGCGACGUCUACUACUGCAACGCCUGCCAGCAGCGGUGCCACCCGUCCCGCGGUCCGCUCGCCAAACACCGGCUGGUGCCGCCGAACCAGGCGGCUGCAGGUGGAGGUGGAGGAGCAGGAUCGGGAGGGACCGGGCAGCAGCAGCCGCAUCAGCCGCCUGCCACGGCGCGAAAACCGGCGACCUGCGUGGACCAUGAAGCGGAGAACUUCAGCAUGUUCUGCUGCAGCUGCAGAGCCCCGGUGUGUAUGAAGUGUCUGGAGGAGGGAAAACACGCCAAGCAUGACGUCACGCCUCUGGCAGUGAUGUGGAAACAACACAAGUGUCAGAUCUCCCAGGCCCUGAACGGCGUCUCGGACAAAGCCAAAGACGCCAAGGAGUUUCUGGUUCAGCUCAAGAACAUGCUUCAGCAGAUCCAGGAGAGCGGCGUCGAGUUUGAAGCUUGCCUCGUGGCUCAGUGCGACUCGCUGAUCGAAGCGCUGACCAGACAGAAAGCCAAACUGCUCACCAAGGUCACCAAGGAGAAGGAGUACAAACUCAAGGUGGUGCGCGACCAGAUCACCCACUGCACCAUGAAGCUGCGUCAGACCACAGGGAUGAUGGAGUUCUGUCUGGAAGUCCUCAAAGAGAACGACCCCAGCGGGUUCCUCCAGAUCUCAGAUGCUCUGAUCAAGCGGGUGACGUCGUCUCAGGACCAGUGGGUGAAAGGCGCCCUGGAGCCAAAGGUCGGCCCCGACUUUGACCUCACACUCAACACCGACCUGCUGCUCCAGACCAUCCUGCAGCUGGACUUCUGCCAAGGCAAAGCAGAAGCUUUUCCUGUCAACAUGGCGGCAUCAACAAAGUCGCAUGACGUCCCGGGCUCCAUGUAUUGUAACUUCAUGAGUUCUGUCCAUCACAACACUCAAACCAAGCUCGUACUUCCAGAUGUGCAGGAGAAUCCGUUUUUGAAACAAAUGCAGGCCACAGACAGUGGUGAGACUGAGAUGGAGACAGAGAGUCCAGGAGCAGUGGAGGCGGGUCCCGCAGUGCCGCCGGCUCCGCUCCUGCAGCUGGAGAAGUGCUGCACCAGGAACAACAGCGCCACUCUGGCCUGGAGGGUGGCGGCGCUCCCCGGGAACCCCGUCGAGGGCUACAUCCUGGAGUUGGACGACGGCAACGGAGGACAGUACAGGGAAGUGUACGUGGGGAAGGAGACGGUGUGCACAGUGGACGGCCUCCAUUUUAACAGCUCCUACAACGCCAGGGUGAAAGCCUAUAAUGCCGUUGGUGUGGGGCCGUACAGCAAGACAGUCAUUCUCAAGACCUCAGAUGUGGCCUGGUUCACCUUUGACCCCACCUCGGCUCAUCGGGACAUGGUUCUGUCCAACGAAAACCAGACUGUGAGCUGUAACAGCUACGACGACCGCGUGGUGCUGGGAACGGCCGCUUUCUCGAAGGGCGUCCACUAUUGGGAGGUCUGCAUCGAUCGCUACGACAACCACCCGGACCCGGCGUUUGGUGUGGCGAGGAUCAACACCAUGAAGGACAUGAUGCUGGGGAAGGACGACAAAGCCUGGGCCAUGUACGUGGACAACAACCGCUCGUGGUUCAUGCACAACAACUCCCACACAAACAGGGCGGAGGGCGGCAUCAGUAAAGGCUCGACGGUGGGCGUCCUGCUGGAUCUGAACAAACACACUCUGACCUUCUUCAUCAACAAGGAGCAGCACGGACCGACGGCCUUCGCCAACCUGGACGGGGUCUUUGUGCCGGCCGUCAGCCUCAACAGGAACGUUCAGGUGACCUUACUGACCGGUCUGGAGGUGCCGAAGAACAUCAGACAGUAGUAGCUCCUCUGAUGCUCUCUCUCUGAGCGUGUUCUGGAUACAAACACACUCAUUUUUAUUCAGCCUCACUUCAUCCUCCCACGUGGAUGUUUCCCAGUAACGUGAGGCGGAACUUCCUCCUCCUCUGCUCUCAUCCUUCUCAAGGUGUCCUUCAUGUCGGACGUUUAUGUCUGGUAAUUUGGGACAAACGCAUAAAUCUGAGUUAUCGUCGGCUGUAAAUACGAGCGGAGCUUGCGGACGCGCUUGCGAGUACCCGUGGAGUUACGGUACUUCUAAUUACUCGUGCGUUAAUGUUGCAGCUGCUGCCGUCGCUGGUAUUCGUCAGCGUGAUGGGGAAAAAAACGUUCCUCCACGAGGCCUGAGACCAAACUUAUGAACAACCGAAACAACGACAUAGACUUCUACACUGUGCCGUGACAACAGAUAUACAAUCAGAUCAGAGUGACACCGUCAUUUAAAAAAACAAACAAAAAGAAA